Molecule: messenger RNA, 1897 nt
Organism: Lactuca sativa (garden lettuce)
Lineage: Eukaryota; Viridiplantae; Streptophyta; Magnoliopsida; Asterales; Asteraceae
Biological process (GO): transposition
Source: RefSeq, a predicted model, not a curated record
AAGUUGACUUUCAGCUACGGAUUUAGAGAGGGAUCUAUUCUGUAGCAAAAUUUUGGCUUAUAGAGAGGGAAUUACGAGAGAUCUGCGAUGGUUUAAACAAGUAUUUUAUUUAUUUAACAUAUAGCAUAUUAGAGAGGGUUUAGCGAGGGAUAAGUUACGGAUCUUACAAGUCUUUAUCGACGCGCCCUUAUUCCUCGGUAAUCGGUGGAAAACGAAGACAUUUGGCGAGGGUUCAACGAGGGAAAAAAAAUCGUCGACUUGUUGCCAUCUGGUAUGUAUUUAGCGAGAGAACGCCGAGGGAGCAUACACACGCUAUGUUUUUUUAAUUGAAGAUCUCUCGCUGAAAUUGACGAAUCCAAGUCCAGUUUCACGAAGUUUGUAUGACGACACCAUGGACCAUUGCAACUUCCGAUUCCCGCAGCCUAUUCUUCCUUAACUUCUGAUUCAGGGUUAUUUUUUGACUAAUGGCGCAACGAGGAGCCCGUGGUGGUGGUCGCAGUGGUAGUCACAUUAGUGGUCGUGAUGCUAGAGAUAUAAAUGCAUCCCAAUCAUACAAUGAUGCAGAAAGUCAACCUUCUUCUUCAGUUAGAGGAUCAAACAUCUUAGAACAAGUUCCAAGUAACCCAUCAAAAAGGAAGUUCAUUGAAGUCGAUUCUGAAAAGGAAUUUACGGAUCAGAUUUCAGUGAUCAGAGCCAUCACAUGUAUACUGAAGACGAUGUUUGACGGCCCAUGGACCUCAUGGAAGAAGGUUGACAAAGAACAUCGUGAUGCAAUGUGGGAACACUUCAAGGGUUUGUAUGUUUGGCCCGAAUAGACUGAUGUUCUUGCUCGCAAGGUAUGGGAAGACUGUAUGAAGAAACGAUUUCCUGACGUAAUGCAAAGAGCACGUGAAGCAUCUUUAAAACUUGCCAAAGCUGCAAAUGUGAAUGCCUCACUAGAAGGUGAUUUAAAUUUGCUAAAGGACUAUCGCCCAAAUUGGAUAAAAAAGGAGUAUUGGGAAAAAAUGAUUAAUGAAGUGUGGACCACAUCCAAAUGGAAACGUUUAUCACAAUCAGGGAAAAAUAACAGAAAUAAAUUAGAAGAUGGCUCUGUUUCCAAACAUACCGGGGGUUCUAUAUCUAUUCGUCAACAUAAGAAAAGAAUGCAAGCAAUGCUUAAACGCCCUCCUACAGGAGUUGAACUUUAUGCAAGGUUGCACACUAAACGGUCUACUCAAGAGUACAUUACACCAAAGGCAGCUAAAGUUAAGGAGGCUUAUGAAAGUGCUAUGGUGGCUAAGUUUGGUGAUGAUACUAGUUGCCACCCCCUCUUGGAUAAUGAAACAUGGUGUGAUGUUUCCGGAGGAGUCAAGAAAGGAAGAAUAUAUGGAUUCGGAUCUGUGUCUGAUCCAGCGAGCUUUUUGGAAGGAACAUCUAGUACAAUAACAUCCCAAGAGGUUGUCUAUGAACGUGUACGAAAUGAGAUGCGUGGCGAAAUGGAUGCUAAAGCUGCAGAAAUGGAAGCUAAACAUCAACAAAUGCGUGAGGAAAUGGAUGCCAAAGCUGCAGCAAUAGAUGCCAAACAACAACAAAUUGAUGCAAAAUAUGAAGCAAUGGAGAAGAUGUAUGCAGCCUUGCAAAAUAUGAUGGGAAAUUGAAAAGUAGAGGAAUGAGAACCAAAGAUGAUUGGAUGGACAUGAAAUGAAGAUAUCAGCUAAAAUGUUAUUUUGAAGGUUAAACUUUUUUCUGUUUGUACCUCUUUUGCAUACUUCGGAUUUCUUGGUUCUAAAAUGUUAUUUUGAAGUUAAACCGUUGGGAGUUUGCUGUUACGUGGAUAGUUUCGUUUUUGGAUGUUUCUUGAAUGACACUUUGGUAAACUUUGAUAGUUUUGGUAUUGUAAUGCUUGGUUGUAUCAUUA